AAAGCAGCGACUCGCAACGUAUGCAAAUAGACACUAUCAAGUGCAAGGCUUACAAUUUGUAGUUGAGCGGAAAAAUUCGAGGAACGGGUUCGUUUUGUUAUAAAUACUGUCGGUUAAAAAUUGAUUUACAAGUGCCAUUUGCGUAAAGUUGCGGUGCACCGACACUCAUCAAUAUCAUCCUUAUUUAUAAGAUUAAGAAGUGAGGGGGUCAUAAUAUAUCUGAACCUAAAAACAAUCGCAAUGGAUGUAAAACUGUGUGCAUUUUGUUUCUUGAUAAAUUGUUGUUUAGUGUGCGCAGCGGAAUAUUCCUUUUCUGCAAAUGGCGAAACUCGGGACCACUGGAACAAACUGGCAACUAGUGAACUCAAGAAGGCAAAACAGAUAAAGCCAAAUAUUGCAGUAGCUAAGAAUGUGAUUGUUUUUCUUGGCGAUGGUAUGGGAGUAUCAACUGUGACUGCAGCGAGGAUUUUGAAGGGUCAACUUAACAAUAAAACAGGGGAAGAAGAAAUACUGAGCUUCGAAGAAUUUCCACAUGUUGGAUUGUCAAAGACGUAUUGUCAAGAUGCCCAGACUGCCGGUUCUGCCGGAACAGCUACUGCUAUUUUCAGUGGUGUCAAGACGAAUCUAGGGGCUUUAGGAUGUGAUGCCCGAACAAGAAAAGGUGAAUGUGCUUCCAUGACGCCCGGCUCAAAGUUAAAAGGCAUUCUACAUUGGUCCUUGGAUGCAGGCAAAUCUGUAGGUCUGGUUACAACAACACGGGUUACGCAUGCCACACCCGCGGCCCUUUACGCACACACGCCUGAACGGAAGUGGGAAAGCGAUGCCGAUUUUGACGAGGGUGCUGGAAACUGUACAGAUAUCGCUUCACAGCUGAUUGAUGAUAAUAUCGAUAUCCAGGUAAUCCUCGGAGGUGGUCGGGAAAAAUUUAUGAAAAACAACACAUAUGACCCUCAGAGUGGCCUACUCACGAAAGGGCGCAGAGAUAACCGUGAUUUGAUACAGGAAUGGCAACAGAAACAGGCAGAUCUUGGUAGGAAGUAUAGAUAUGUCUGGAAUAUGACGGAAUUCAAAGAUGUUGAUCCUGGAAAGACGGAUUAUUUGUUUGGGUUAUUCAGCAAAGAUGAUAUGAAAUUCGAAAUAGACAGAAAUAAAGAGGAACCAUCAUUGGCAGAAAUGACUGAAAAGGCAAUUCGAAUACUCAGUAAAAACAAAAAAGGAUUCUUUUUGCUUGUAGAAGGCGGACGGAUAGACCACGGCCAUCAUUUCGCACAGGCAGUCAGAGCUCUCCAUGAGACUUUAGCUUUUGCCGACGCCGUCGAAAUGGGAGUUUCAAAGACAAGCAAGGAGGACACUUUGAUUAUAACUACGGCGGAUCACUCGCAUGUUUUUACUAUUGGCGGAUACCCGACCAGAGGAAAUCCUUUAUUUGGAUUAACCCAAAGCCCGGCGGGUCGUAACACGCUGGCAAUUGACAACAAACCUUUCACGACAUUGAAUUAUGCAAAUGGACCGGGCGCAUAUGCAGAUGUAAAUGCAACUGUUAGACCUAACCUCACAAAUGUUGAUACAGAUCUGGAGUAUUGGAACCAUCCAAGCCGAAAUAUUCAAGCUGGAAAAUUAAACAGUACGCUAACACAACAUAACUGUCGUGACAAACGAUCUGAAGACGAUUUACAGAGACAGUUUAGAAAGCAUUAUGCACUUUCAUGGAUGUAUUAUCAUUUUAGUUUUGACUGUGUCAAAGUUCGAAAAGUUCAUACGACACUAUCCGACAAGGAUUACAGAAUACAGUCUGGAGUAAAGCUUAAAUCAGAGACGCACGGCGGGGAGGAUGUGGCUAUUUAUGCACAAGGACCAAUGGCUCAUCUUUUCCAUGGCGUCCAUGAACAGAACUAUAUCGCCCAUGUAAUGGCGUAUGCAUCUUGUGUUGGCGGUUAUUCAUCUCAAGAUUCUUGCGCUGCAUCUGACGUUCAGGAAAUUAACAGCGGUCUAUUUUUAGAAUCAAACGUAGUAGUUUUGGAAUUUGCUGUUUGGAUAAGGAUGUUUGUCUUUUAAAUGACGAAACAUGUAACAUACAAUAUACUAGACGGAUUAUUUUACCUCGUAUCAUUGUUAACUUCAAGGAAAUACAUGACAUUUAAGAACAAAGACCACUGUAUGACUAUCCGUUAAACAUUUGCGAUACAUGUCAUUUUUCUCUGGUAUUAUGUCUAACCCGUUACAUAUUAUCUUUUGUUAUUAACAAUAUUAUGAUGUAUUUAGGUAAUAUUAUACUCUAACAGGUUCUAUGGAACGCAGCAACUAUCUUACACUUUGUUAUCAUAAAAUAUCCCUAAAACAGGGGGAAGUAACGUACAUAGGAUACAGUAUGGUACAUGAACCACACACACCUGAAGAUAAUACAAUAAUGAUGUAUUCUGAGAAAGAUACCAAAAUGUCAUUAUAAUUAUUUUCCCUCUGAGCCAUAAUCAGGGUAAAAAAAUAUUUGACAUGUACAUUGCUUCCAAGUCCGCAUAUUUAAAAAGAAAUAUUUUCUUACCAAUGAGUGACAGUAUAUAUUCUUUUAGAUAAAUCUUUCUUCGAUGUCCAGUUGUAAACAGUUUACGCACAACAAGCGAGCAAAAGAGUACAAAGCGGUAGUUUUCUCUCCAUCCGAAUCAUACAUUUUCCCCCUAAAAGCACACCAAGCACACCGUGCAAAUAAAGAUAAAUUAACAGCACUAAAACCAGGUUCAAUCCUACUUAGUUACUUUACAUCCAGGUUAGAUAAGAUUUUAUCGCUAUGUAUAGUAACUGUCACCACCAAUGAAAACGCUUUUAUAUCUGCCGUUUUAUCAUCGAAUAUCAUGACAUGCGAAGAUAAGUUGCGAAAGUAAACAUGUUAAAUAGCAAACCUGUAAGAAACUAAGAUAAGCCAGCAUCCCGUUAAAUUGCUUAAAGAAAAUACAUUGCUACAUUUGUAUUUCGCUUGAAUUAAGAUUGCCAAGAAUACGAAGAUUUUUGAGUCGGCUAAAGGCUGAAAGCCUUUUGACGAGUCCUUGCUAUCCAACGAUUCUCUAAAUGGACCAAAUAACACAGUGAAGGGAUGUAGUUCCAUUAGAUUUCUCAAACUUCAAACAGUUCACUUCAUGAAUGAAGUUAAGUUGUGUCAAUUCCCUUUGCUAUGACCAAUAUACGAUGUAAUCUGUCAUAUUUAUGACUUGUAAUUGUGCAAUUCUCGAAUGUAACUCAUUAAGCAUAAAUGUGCAUUUUAAGAAUUGCGCAGGCUUACAAAGCUUGGGUAACAUCCAGCGAAAGACAAAAAAUAGUUCCAGCAGGGCUCCAGAUAAGAUGCGUAUUAGCGUAAAUUACGUAUAGAAAUAAUGCAAAUACGCAUGUCUAAUAAUUUCUAAGCGUAUAAAAACGUAUAAAAAAUUACAGAAACGCACACAAUGCUUUUUUAAAAACAAAAUCUGAAUCGUCUGGAUGCGUUAGGUAACAUAGCCGAUCAGCUUUAAUUCUCCCACAUUGAACGUAAACACGCAUCGUAUGAUUUCUAUAAACUUUGCGUGGGUUGAAUUUUGCAGUCAGUAAACGGAUAAAUUAUCGGAAGAAGAAGCUCUUACUGGUUUGUUUAGUUACUACUGAUAUUAAAAAUGAUUUUAAUUCUUAUUUUUCGAGAAAUAAACAAAUCGGCGAAACAUUAAAUUGUAUUUUCUUGUAGUUUUUGAAAUCGAAAGUAGAUCGUCUAUGUUUGGCGAAACGAAACAACUUUUUUAUGAAAAGAUUUAAAUAAGAGGUAAUUUAACCGUAAACUUCAAUGUCAGAUACUGCCAAUUAAUUACUGCCUGUAAAAUAUAUUGUUCAAACUGGAGAAAAGUGUAAUCGUAUCCGGAUAUAAUAUUUUGGGUAAAUAUCGAGCUGUGUUAUGAAAUUUUAAGAAAAAAACUAAAAACAAACUGAAACUGGUAGACUAUACUGCCAGUACAUCAAUCAUUAGCCGACUCAGGCCAUUCAGGCCUUUGAUUAUUAUUGUUCAGCAAAGUACUAGAAUGAUAAGGUGGCAGAUAUAAACGUCUAUGACUUAUUGUGUUCUCAGGAUUAAAAAUUAAACUUUGUUCGUCCAUGCCACAUUUUUAACCUGUUCCAUCGACUGUAUUGACGCUGAUUGUCUUUGGAGUCUGAUCCUAUUUACCUAACAGCAUAUACAUGUAUGCGUUAACACAGAAAGAAACUUAUUUUUCUUAGUGAUCGAACAAAUAACAUUGCUGUUUUGUUUAUAUAUUAAACAGAAAAAAAUG
Molecule: messenger RNA, 4280 nt
Organism: Mercenaria mercenaria
Lineage: Eukaryota; Metazoa; Mollusca; Bivalvia; Venerida; Veneridae
Product: alkaline phosphatase-like
Biological process (GO): dephosphorylation
Molecular function (GO): alkaline phosphatase activity
Source: RefSeq, a predicted model, not a curated record